AUGCCUCCCAAGAAGCAAGUCAUCCCGGAGAAGGUCUACCUGGGUCGUCCUGGAAACAACCUGAAGAGUGGUAUCGUUGGUCUUGCCAACGUCGGCAAGUCGACACUCUUCCAGUCUAUCACUAAGUCCUCCCUGGGUAACCCGGCCAACUUCCCCUUCGCCACCAUCGACCCCGAGGAGGCCCGCGUUAUCGUACCCGAUGAGCGGUUCGACUGGCUCGUUGACCACUACAAGCCCAAGUCCCAGGUUCCCGCUAACUUGACCGUCUAUGAUAUUGCCGGUCUGACUCGCGGUGCUUCCACCGGUGCUGGUCUGGGUAACUCCUUCCUGUCGCACAUCCGUGCCGUCGAUGCUAUCUUCCAGGUUGUCCGCUGCUUCGAUGAUGCCGAGAUCAUCCACGUUGAGGGUGAUGUCGACCCUUGCCGUGAUUUGACCAUCAUCAACGAGGAACUGCGCAUUAAGGAUAUCGAGUUCGUCACCAAGGCUCUCGAGGCCUUGAAGAAGCAGACCCGUCGUGGCGGACAGUCCCUGGAGAUGAAGAAGCUCAAGGAAGAGGAGGCCACCACCGAGUUCAUUCUCAAGUUCCUUGAGGAUGGUCACGACAUCCGCAGCAAGACUGACUGGACCCCCAAGGAGGUCGAAGUCAUCAACCCUCUGCUCCUACUCACUGCCAAGCCUGUUGUGUACCUGGUCAACCUGAGCGAGAGAGAUUACAUCCGCCAGAAGAACAAGUACCUCCCCAAGGUCUUCGAAUGGAUCAAGGCCAACUCCCCUGGUGACCCGAUCCUGCCCAUCUCGGCCCAGUUCGAGGAGCGUCUCACCCUCAUGCACGACGAGGCCGCCGCUGCCGAGGAGUGCAAGAACUUGAGCACCCAGUCUGGUCUGCCCAAGGUCAUCACCACCAUGCGCAAGGUUCUUAACCUGGCCUCCUUCUUCACCACUGGUGAGGAUGAAGUUCGCCAAUGGACCAUCCGUAAGGGCAUCAAGGCCCCCGCCGCGGCCGGUGUCAUUCACACCGAUUUCGAGAAGACCUUCAUCCAGGCCGUUGCGUACAACUACAGUGUUCUGCGCGAGCUCGGUGAUGAAGGCUCCGUCAAGGCCGCUGGUAAGAUCAUGACCAAGGGUAAGGAUUACGUCGUCGAGGAUGGCGAUAUUCUCCUUAUCAAGGCCGGUGCUGCCAAGCACUAG
Messenger RNA from Penicillium antarcticum, 1188 nucleotides. Its product is annotated as YchF/Obg family ATPase. Gene Ontology annotation, cellular component: cytoplasm. Bases 1 to 1188 code for a protein of 395 amino acids. Gene Ontology annotation, molecular function: GTP binding; ATP hydrolysis activity; ATP binding. The record is from RefSeq and is a predicted model, not a curated record. The transcript is spliced from 3 exons. Lineage: Eukaryota; Fungi; Ascomycota; Eurotiomycetes; Eurotiales; Aspergillaceae.